Epinephelus fuscoguttatus (brown-marbled grouper) is the source of this 2535-nucleotide messenger RNA. It is a transcript of the gene ankrd34ba, whose product is annotated as ankyrin repeat domain 34Ba. The record is from RefSeq and is a predicted model, not a curated record. The transcript is spliced from 2 exons. Lineage: Eukaryota; Metazoa; Chordata; Actinopteri; Perciformes; Serranidae. Gene Ontology annotation, molecular function: protein binding. The coding region runs from base 104 to 1729 and encodes 541 amino acids.
CAGCUCUGCAACAGGGGAGUAAAUGUCUGCAAGAGAGGACUGAUCCUGACUGAAGACACCUAUCCGACUACAUCUCCAAAACCGUCAGCAGGGACCAAGAGGGAUGGAGGGAGAAGGCAGUAACCCUGGGGUAGCUAUGGAUUCAGGUAACCCCUUGCUAAGAGCAGUCUUCCUCCGCCGCCUGCGGCUGACGCGGCUUCUCCUGGAGGGAGGUGCUUACAUCAACGAGAGCGACAGCCAAGGUCAGACGCCCCUGAUGGUGGCCUGCAGGACCCAGCACAUCGACGCCCAGAGUGCCAGCCGAGUCAAGCUGGUCCAGUUUCUUCUGGAGAAAGGAGCAGACCCCAACAUCCAGGACAAGGAGGGCCGCUCUGCGCUGAUGCACGCCUGCCAGGAGCACGCCGGCCCUGAGGUGGUGUCUCUGCUACUGGCCAGUGGAGCAGACAUCAGCCUGGAGGAUCAGUCUGGCACAUCAGCGCUGGUCUACGCAGUCAUGGCUGGAGACUGGAAGGUUCUAAAGCUGAUGCUCGACACAUGCAAGGCCAAGGGGAAAGAGGUGAUCAUCAUAGCCACUGACAAAUUCCCAUGUGGCCAACUGCAAGCCACACAGUACCUCGGCAUUCCUCCCCUCGGUUCUCUUGAUCAGACGGACAAAACGGCAUCUGCAGCUCCUGCUUCUCCCUCUGAAAUCCAGCUCAUCACCUCCCCCCAAUGCACCUCCUCUUCCUUGUGUCCCCCAAAGACUGUUUUCUCCUUUAAAGAUGCCCAGUCCUGCGGCGUAAGCUCCCAUCCAUGUUCUCCAUCACGAUUUCAAAGGCUCGGCCAAGCGGUGCCAAAUGGCCUGCAGCAGCCUCUCCUGAGGUUGAACUCUGAGCCCUGGCUGAAGAUCCCGGCGUCUCUGCUCAGCCGGCAGCCUCUUGCAACCUUGCCUUCAGAAAACGGCGAAGACCUCAACCAAAGUGAGGACCUCUCUCUGAGAAUUCCCAAACUAGAUGGCAUGAAUUCGACAACUGACAACUUCAAAUGGUAUGAAGGAAGUUUGGCAAAGGACAAAGGAGUGGAAGGAGAAAAUGAAUGUGCCAACCACACGGGACAAAAGAUAUCCUUACCAGGUCUCCUAUCAUCCCACUCCCACCCCAACCUCCACUCUGCAAACCUUGGAACAGAUUCACUCGCCUCCUCUUCCUCCUUUUCUGGGGGCCAAAACCUUAGCACUCCACUUCACAGCAUGGCCUCAUCAAGCCUUCACAGCAUAAUCCAGAGGCGCAAGUUCGGGGCCGACAUCUACAGCUCUGACCCCCAGCUAGCUAGAGACAUCCACAAUCUGCCCGAGGAGUCCCAGCAAAGAGCAAGAGACAUAACAGAGGUCAAGAAACUGGCCCCCUUACGCUGCUCCAGCACGCUGGGCUCCAGGGAGUCACUGUCAACCGGCCCCAACAGGAGAGUGCUGUCUGGGUACGAGCGCAGAGGGUCUGGAGCCUUCUUGUUGGACCACAACUCCCAGGCCAGGCCUAGAUCUCUGCCGCCUCUGGCCCUCAACUCCACCAACACCCCCAUCCAUAAUGCUUAUAACCUUAGCUCCAGUGCUGGAGGUGGUUUCUGUGACAAAGAGUCUGGCCUAAAAAGUUUCCAUCCCUGCGCUCCUCCUGGACACCCCAAAGAGAUGACCAGGAGGAUGCUGCUGCGGAGACACUCAAUGCAGACCGAACAGCUUAAAACAACAGCCUGAGGUUUACUCAGGAGGGAAGGUCAUCGAUGUGUUUUAAUGUGAAAUGUUUUGUCAUGUGACGUGUCUGUGUGGUGAAAUCCAGUGAGGGAACCCAAAAAGUUAAAGAAAAACAAAGCAUCCUAAUCGACGUAACAUAUAAACUGUAGGUACCUUCCUCUGCUUCAGUGUGCUGUGUGUUGUCUCUGUGCAUGUGGCUUCAGUGUGCAGUUUUAACAUGAACACUUCCUUAAGGCUGCAUUUAAAAAAAAGGCCACUUGGGGGCAGCAGAGCAAGCAGAAAGGGCAACAUCAGAUAUCAAAGGUCUUUUAGCUGAUGCGUUAGCUAACAGUUUAAACACCCAGUAGACUCAGAGCAACAUUAGCAUUCAUUUGAGGUUGUGUUUUUGUGACAAAUCCAGUUCCAACUCACCAGCUAGUCGCUAACUGUGUCUGUCUGCAGUUUGCUGCUGGGCAGGUGGUGUUCAGUUUUUCCUGAAAAGUAGGGUUGAUGCAGCAGAGUGUGAAGCGGUCGAGAGUCAGUACCUACAAAUCUGAGACCAUGGUUCCCUGCUAGAAACCAGUGGAUUGUCCUCUCCAAGUUGAGAUAGUUCAAGUAUCUUGGGGUCUUGUUCUCGAGUGAGGGUAGAAUGGAGCACAAAAUGGAUCAAUAUUGUCUGCAGUGAUGCGAGCACUGUGCCAGACCAUCAUGGUGAAGAGGGAGCUGAGCUGGUAGGCAAAGCAUUUGAUUUCCUGGUCCAUCUCCGUCCCAACCCUCACCUAUGGUCAUGAGCUCUGGGUAGUGACUAAAAGAAUGAGAUCGCAGAUACA